This is a messenger RNA of Hemiscyllium ocellatum (epaulette shark), 5159 nucleotides long. It is a transcript of the gene klhl12, whose product is annotated as kelch-like family member 12. Gene Ontology annotation, molecular function: protein binding. The record is from RefSeq and is a predicted model, not a curated record. The coding region runs from base 772 to 2466 and encodes 564 amino acids. Lineage: Eukaryota; Metazoa; Chordata; Chondrichthyes; Orectolobiformes; Hemiscylliidae. The transcript is spliced from 14 exons.
GAGCCGCGGCCGGCGGACGGUGAGAGCUCGGCCCCGGGGCCUGUCGCUGCGGCCUGAGCUCAGCCUCCUCCCCACAGUCCCCCACAUCCCCUCAGGGUAAGGAAGGGGCCAACGGAGAAAACAAGGAUCCUGGUGGUAUGGCUGGGUAUGGCCGAAGGCAACUGAACUGAGAGAACAGGGAGCGGAUACUGAUUAGGAAUGAUCAGCCAUGAUUAUAUUGAAUGGCGGUGCAGGCUCGAAGGGCUGAAUGGCCUACUCCUGCACCUAUUGUCUAUUGAAUCUAUUGUCUAUUGAAAAAAAUUCUAUAAAAUUACCUUUGCCCAGUUCUGGAGGAACGGAAAAGCUUAGGAGUAAUUGUAUGCUGCUGGCAGGUGGUGGACUUGAGCUCUCCCGUGGCUUAUCAAAUGUGCUAGUAACUUUGGUUUGGCAAAUAAAUAUAAAAAUAAGCCUAAAUAAAAACAGAAAGAACUGCGGAUGUUGUAAGAAUAAGCCUUUUCUGUGAUAGCAAGUUGAAGCCACGUUCUCCAGACAAGGCCUGAAUGUUUUCGUUAGUUAACACUUGGAUCAGGCUUCUUUUCAUGUAGAGCAUGAGAUCCUUUACAUCUGUUUGAGAGAGGCCUUGGUUUAAUAUUUAAUCUGAAAGAUACCAUCUCAAGUUAGACUGAAUUCCUUGAACACCAGCUUAAAUUAUUCGGGUUUGAAAUCACACCGAGUGGAAUCUAUAGGUAUCUAUCCCUCUCUUCUCUGACUAUAAAAGUGGAAAGGCUCAACAUGGCUCCUCGGGAUAUAAUGACCAACUCACACGCCAAGUCCAUUCUGAACACUAUGAACUCUCUGAGGAAGAGUAACACCCUGUGCGAUGUCACAUUGCGAGUUGAUAGCAAGGACUUUCCUGCUCAUCGUAUUGUGUUGGCUGCUUGCAGUGACUACUUUUGUGCCAUGUUCACCAGUGAGCUUUCAGAGAAAGGUAAACCUGACGUAGAUAUCCAGGGUCUGACGGCUUCCACUAUGGAGAUCCUGUUGGAUUUUGUAUAUACUGAAACGGUCCAUGUCACAGUGGAAAAUGUUCAGGAAUUGCUUCCCGCAGCCUGUCUCCUCCAACUGAAAGGUGUGAAGCAGGCUUGCUGUGAAUUUUUGGAGAGCCAGUUAGACCCAUCCAACUGUCUGGGAAUCCAGGAAUUUGCAGAGACUCACAGCUGUGUGGAUCUGAUGCAAGCUGCAGAGGUUUUCAGCCAGAAGAACUUUCCAGAAGUUGUCCAACAUGAGGAAUUCAUGCUGCUGAACAAGGGGGAAGUGGAAAAACUCAUUCGGUGUGAUGAGAUUCAGGUGGAUUCAGAGGAACCAGUGUUUGAAGCAGUAUUAAACUGGGUAAAACAUUCCAAGAAAGAACGAGAGGAAUUCCUACCAGAUCUGCUGCAAUAUGUACGAAUGCCAUUGCUUACUCCGAGAUACAUUACAGAUGUGAUCGAUGCUGAGCCCCUGAUUCGGUAUAGCCUUCAGUGCCGAGAUCUGGUGGAUGAAGCCAAGAAAUUUCACCUGAGACCUGAAAUCCGUACACAGAUGCAGAGUCCCAGGACUAGACCAAGGUUGGGAGCCAAUGAGGUCUUGUUAGUGAUUGGAGGGUUUGGAAGUCAACAGUCUCCAAUUGACAUUGUGGAGAAGUAUAAUCCCAAGUCUCAGGAGUGGAGCUUCCUGCCUAGCAUCACUCGGAAACGUAGGUACGUGGCCACAGUGUCAUUGAAUGAUCGUAUUUACGUGAUUGGAGGCUAUGACGGUCGUUCAAGACUUAGCUCGGUAGAAUGCCUGGACUACACCUCUGAUGAAGAUGGUGUCUGGUACUCGGUGGCCCCAAUGAAUGUGCGCCGAGGCCUGGCUGGAGCGACAACACUUGGAGAUAUGAUCUAUGUGGCUGGUGGAUUUGAUGGCAGCAGACGUCACACAAGUAUGGAGCGGUAUGACCCCAACAUUGACCAGUGGAGUAUGCUGGGUGACAUGCAGACUGCGCGAGAGGGCGCUGGUCUUGUUGUGGCCAAUGGAGUCAUUUACUGUCUUGGUGGCUACGAUGGGAUAAAUAUCUUGAGCUCUGUGGAGAGGUACGACCCACAUACAGGGCACUGGACACAUGUCACACCGAUGGCUACCAAGCGAUCAGGAGCUGGGGUGGUGUUGCUGAACGACCAUAUUUAUGUGGUUGGAGGCUUUGAUGGAACCGCCCACCUUGCCUCGGUAGAAGCUUAUAACAUCCGCACAGACUCUUGGGUAACAAUAACGAACAUGACAACACCUCGAUGUUAUGUGGGAGCAGCUGUACUACGUGGGAGGUUAUAUGCCAUUGCUGGAUACGAUGGGAAUUCAUUGCUGAGCAGCAUUGAGUAUUAUGACCCCAUCAUUGACAGCUGGGACGUGGUAACUUCUAUGGGAACCCAACGCUGUGAUGCUGGAGUGUGUGUGCUCCGUGAGAAAUGAGGAACAGACUGAUAGCGAGAGGUGCAGACUGGAAUAGAGCCUAAAACGAAACUGGAGAGUUUCAGCAUUACUUCAUCUAUGCCUUCAGCUGUGGUGUGUCUCGUUUUUACUACUUAAGAGUGCAAUAUAUGGAACUAAUUGUAAAACUUUUAGAAACGAGCAACAAUUUGCACAAAAACAGUUGAAGCUGUGCAGCUAAGAAACUGGAUUAAAUGAAGUAGACAUUUCAGAAACUUAAAAACCACAGAUUGAUGUAAGAAUUUGUUUUGGUUUGUAUUUCAUGUUAAUGUCCACAGAAGUUGUGGUGAGCAGUGUGGACAGGAAUAAGCUGUUUAUAGAGGUAUGACCAUACCUCACCCUGUUAUUAGCCAAGCUGAACUUUGAAGGAUUUUAACAUUAAGCAUUUUGAUACAAGCACAUCUCAUGUCUUGGUAACAGACCAGUGAAUACCAGAACUCUUAACGUACUGCAGUCAAUUCACCUCAACUUUCAAUAGUGGUGGAAAAAUAACAGCUGAAAAUGCAACUGAACACAAAAAUGCCAGUGAAGACUGCCAGAGCCAGAUUUAAAUGUAGCAUCAGCACUGACUUGGAAGUAUUGUUUUUAACUGUGGUACUGACUAUGGUGAGAACUGUCCUGAAAGGGUCUUUCCAGCACUGUUUCAUUGUAAGUGACUUUGUUAUGAACUCAUAGUGAACUAAUAGACACUCUCCUAUGAGUCACUAAUUCAAUAAAAACCCUUACAGUAGCUUAUAAUCAGAGAAGGACUAGUUCAUAUUGGAAGACUUGAAUAUUAAAACUAACAUUGUUUUCUUCAUUUUUUUCCCCUUGACAUGCUCCAAGUGUCACUGUGACAGCACCUUUCAAACUAUGAAGCCACUUACUUACUGUCCCUCUACAUUUCAUCUCUGUGAACAGCUUGAUCCUACACACAGCUCAGAGAGUGAUGCAAUUCAAAUAUACACAGCAUUUCUCAACUCUCUAAUAGCUUCAGUCCCCUCUGGAGAGCAUCUGGAGUAGAUGAGGGGAUAGGAAAUAACAAUUUUUCCAACUAUACUCAGCUGAAUGCAAGGUACAAAUUUAAUGGAAAGAACUCUGUAUUGAACACAACGUACAACAAGGUUGACUGGCCCAAGUGGUCCAUGAUUGGUAUUGGUGCUACACUGAAGCUGCUUUUAUCUGAAUGUAGCAGCCUUGCUUUCUAUUCAUUUCUUAAUGUGUGCUUAUCUAGCUUCCCCUUUGCUGUUUAGUAAGUUUCACUUUCUAACCACAACUUUAAACUAGAAUUUUAUACAUUAAUGGUGAAAAUGAUUAGAAUUUGAAAAAAAACUUCUGGUAUUUAAAUAAUUGACACCAUGACAAGUAACAAUCCAAUAUUUUAUUACUGACAUCAGAGUUUCCAUCUGCACAAUCUUUAACAUAGCAUUUUAAUCUUUCACAUUCUUGAUUAUCAUUCCAGCCAAUCAAGUUCCAGCAUGAUUACAGUCUUUAAUGUGCAGGAGGUCCAUUAAUACUGCAUAGUUUCAACUGAGAACAAGACAAAACCCCUCAUUUUUAUACUGAAUUAAAAAAAAACACUGGCUGGGAAGUGGGACAAGAACAUUGUCAAAGCUCAGUGUUUGGAAAGCUGAGCUAGCACCAGGCCACCUACGCUGAACCAUCUCUUAAUCAGGCAGCCUCUGUGUGAGUCCAAGGCACUUUCUUGAUGUGUACUGGAACUUGGAUUGAUAGCUGUAAUAUUAAUGUUAAAUUCUCCACAGGUGACCACUGUCACUACCAUCACCUUUCCAAGAUGGUGGCACUGUUUUGACUAACGUGGCAAGCGAGGUGGGUUUCUUUGAAUAAGCUUUAUAAAAACUAAAGCUUGGUAUUUUAAUUCCAUCAUUGCUCACAGUUGGUGGCCAGCCAUGAACUUUUCACCACAAUAUUCAAAACAAGAAAAAGGUCUGAUUUUGACACUGCUGUUGGAAAAUCUGACAACUGAUUUGGUUUCAACUUAUCAAACAUCUGCUGAGUGGAGGAACCAGAAGUCUGAUGACUAAUUCUUACCACAAAGAGAAUCUGCCAUACUUACAAUCCACUAACCUGGUUUGCAAAAAAAAAACACAAUUUCAUCAGUUACUUUGGGGAAUUUGAGAGCAAACUAAACCCAUUCUUUAUCAUUGACCAGUUAACUUUCUGAACACUAAAUAUACAGAUGCAUUCUUUCAGUGGUUCCAUAUGAAUAAAAGCUAAAAAUUAGUUAUUCCACUUAUUAUUGCUCUCAUUCCACAAACCACUUAUUACUUACUUUUAGUGGCUGCAGCUUUUGGCUUUCUAUGACUUUCACUCCUGAGCUAACUCCAUUUCCUUUUAUAGUUUUCUUGUACCGACAGCAAGGAAAGACAGCAUCAUCUCAAAUAUAUCUCAACAAUCUCUGUGGUCAACCUGGCCCCACACCCAAGCAAAGGUCUUGGAGGAGGUGGUUACAUUGCUUGGUUACCAUCUUACUCUUGGGGGAUACUGAAACUACAGGAAAUGGAGAGUGGCAGUUGGAAUGUAGAAUGUUCUUCAGCUUGAUGUCAAAUUGUAUUUGGAAUGUAUUUUAAUGUAUAUUUUCAUCAUCAUCCAUUGCGCUCACCCAUUAUAUCAUUGCGCACAGGCAUUUUCCUAAAAAGAAAAUAUCAAAAAUAAACUAAUCAUGAAUAUAACAC